AUGUGGUGCUGGUAAUUACUUGAGAAACUUUACGAACUCUGCACAUACUAUCUUGUCGUUUACCUCUGUCCCUCGAGACAAUAGUAGCUUCUUAGAUUAAACCACACUGACAUCUCUAAAAUUCUCUUGUCAAAUAGCAUGUAGUCUUACUAUCACGUAGCCAACGGAAUCAAUUCCUUUAUGAACUGCUUGAAUAUGGGUUAGUGUUCGUCGAAAAACUUGCACUUAUGA
Stylonychia lemnae is the source of this 231-nucleotide messenger RNA. The record is from the annotation of a GenBank genome assembly. Lineage: Eukaryota; Ciliophora; Spirotrichea; Sporadotrichida; Oxytrichidae.